CAAGGACUUGCCAACGUAAACCCAGCUUUAACCAUGGAGGUACAAAUUCUACCUCCAUUGCUUAAACUUUGUUCCGUUUCUUUUCUAGUAUCUUUGACACACGCUUGGUUCGUAAACAAAACGGUGUGUGUGCUGCGAAUGGAUUUUUGCGGUGUUUUGUGGACUUGUGACGUAGUGAUAUUGUUGUUAUUGUUAAAUGUAGCUUUAUUACAUUAAUUGUGACAGUCAGAAUAAAAUCAUCAAGAUGGAAGUGAAAAGGAAAGCUGAAGACAUGGCAUUGGUGCCAGAUUCAAAACGAUCUAAAAGUGAACUGGUGUCGAGUAAAGGUACCAGCAUGGUACCAAGUGACAUUCCGAGAACAUCGAGUUUGUUUGCGCCUAUUAUGUUGCUGGAGGGACAUCAGGGAGAAAUUUUCUCGGUAGAGUUUCAUCCGGAGGGCCAAUAUCUGGCUUCUGCUGGCUUUGACCGGCAGAUCUUUUUAUGGAAAGUUUAUGGAGAAUGUGAGAAUAUUUCUCUUAUGGCUGGACACACAGGCGCAAUAAUGGAGGUCCACUUUUCUACAGAUGGAAAUACACUUUAUACUGCAAGUACAGAUUGUACAGUGGGAGUUUGGGACAUUGAAAGUGGCGUUCGGACAAAGAAACUCAAAGGUCAUUCUACGUUUGUAAAUUCGUGCCAUUCUGCAAGGCGUGGACCAGCUUUGGUUUGUAGCGGUUCCGACGAUUGCACUGUAAAAGUAUGGGAUCCGCGAAAACGUGGUCAGUGUACAACACUCACAAACCAAUAUCAGAUAACAGCAGUUACAUUCAGUGAUACAGCAGAACAAGUUCUGUGCACCGGGCUAGACAAUGACAUCAAAGUCUGGGAUUUGAGGAAGAACUCAGUGCUGUAUAAACUCAAAGGGCACACAGAUACUGUCACUGGUCUGUCACUCUCACCUGACGGCUCCUAUGUUUUAUCGAAUUCAAUGGAUAAUACAGUUCGCAUAUGGGAUGUACGUCCUUUUGCUCCCCAAGAACGCUGUGUGAAAAUUUUAUCGGGGCACCAACAUAAUUUUGAAAAGAAUCUUCUGCGCUGUGCUUGGUCCCCAGAUGGAUCAAAAGUGUCUGCCGGCUCAGCUGAUCGUUAUGUUUAUAUAUGGGAUACAACAUCGAGAAGAAUUUUGUAUAAACUUCCAGGACAUAAUGGCAGUGUAAACGACGUAGAUUUUCAUCCCAAAGAACCUAUAAUUCUUUCUGGCGCAAGUGAUAAAAUGAUAUAUCUGGGAGAAAUCGAAUGAAUGGUAUUACUUAUGUGCUAGACAUUUUUCUUUUUAAUACUAGAAAAGCUCUGUUAUUGUCCAACUGUCUCAAUAUAAUUUUCCUUAUAUGAAGUACAAGUUCACCAAUGGUGCACUCAAGCUGGCCCAGAUAGUUUAUUACUAUUGUAAAUAUUAUUAGGACUCAAGAUUGAAGAUUACUUGGUGGACUAGUGUUUAGUUGUGUAAUGAAGUGCUCUACAAUAUAUGUUGAGCAAUCCACUGACUUUCAUGGACGGUGCAAAGGUCUGUGUGUGUGACAAGUGUGAAUCUGUCUAAUAUUGAUAUGAAACAGAGUAAUAAAAAUGUUUCAUUAGCUAGCCUCAGAUUUUAAUAUAUUUGCCUUGUUAUACAUCCUUGUGAAUUCCUAAGGAUAACAGAACAAUAAAUUGUUUACUCUUCUUUCAAAUGCAAACAUUUGUAUCAUUAAAAAUAGUGUAAAGUGCGGGGGAGGGGGGAAGAGUUUUUUCUAUUAUGACAUAGGGCAUAUGGAGUUCUCUUCUGAUUUGUAUCAUGAGUGAAGUGUGAAAAUACUGAUGCAGAGUAAAAGCUGUAACUAAUAUUUUUGAGGUUGGUUACAUCUUAUUAGAAGGGUGUGACAGUGACAUAGUCACAGGCCAAUACCUUGUUGGCUAGAGUGUGAUAGUGCAGUCGACAGAAAUCUUUGCUGUGUUGACACCUUGAUGUGUAACAUACUGUGAGGCCCAGGUUAAGCUGGAAAGUAAUAAUUUGGUUUAGAGUUGGAGAAGCCAUUGGAUGUGAAAUAAAGUUUGUGGUAACAGA
Molecule: messenger RNA, 2080 nt
Organism: Schistocerca gregaria
Lineage: Eukaryota; Metazoa; Arthropoda; Insecta; Orthoptera; Acrididae
Product: U5 small nuclear ribonucleoprotein 40 kDa protein
Exons: 1
Coding region: 245-1279 (344 amino acids)
Cellular component (GO): catalytic step 2 spliceosome
Molecular function (GO): RNA binding; protein binding
Source: RefSeq, a predicted model, not a curated record